Molecule: messenger RNA, 4236 nt
Organism: Sesamum indicum (sesame)
Lineage: Eukaryota; Viridiplantae; Streptophyta; Magnoliopsida; Lamiales; Pedaliaceae
Source: RefSeq, a predicted model, not a curated record
UGCAUGCCCACCUGCUCUCUCUUUAUGAAGGUGAGAGUGAAAUGGGGAAGCCUCAGCAUUUCCUUAGCUGUCACCUUUCGCUCACGCCUCCCACACCACCCUUCUGCCCACAUCACGACACACCCACCACUGACUACUGUGUGAACUGUGUGUACUUUCUGUAAACUGGGGUAUCGCUUCAUUCUACCCGAAUCAAAUCCCCUUACUCAGAGUUGGCAGUCUCAGUAAAUGAUUUGGAAGUGAGAUAUGCCCGCAGCCCACCCCACCUCACGUAUACAGUACAGUAGAAAGCGGCUUGUGAAAGUGAAAGAUUCAUGCUCACUUUCUGUUGUGCGUAAUUUUUCUUUCAGCUGCAGUCUAAAUAACCAAAAGAGAUAGGAAGGCCAUCAGGGAAAGCAGCAUAGUUUCUGAAGUUUGUGUACGGGUUUCAGCAAGAGGGUUCAUAAAGGAAAUGAGUUAGCUUCAGGUGUGCUGGCUUCAGAGACUGAAAUUGCAUCUGCCCAAUAGAAUCAUCUUCAAUUCUACUUAAGGGAAUAAACACUGUGCUCCUAAAUCGUUCGCAGGAUGAAUACAUCACUUUUAAGAUGGAAAUGCUCGUGUAUCCUGAUCAUUAUGGUCAUCUGCUUUGUGUAUCCCUUGUCCAAAGCGGAUACUUUAUUUGAUGACAUGCAAUUACUGAAGGCUUUCAGAGACUCAUUUAUUGAUAGAAGAGAUGAUAUCAUUUCAAGUUGGUCUCAUUCACAGACUUCUCCGUGCAAUUGGACUGGAAUAAGAUGUGAUGGUCUAACAGUAAGCCAAAUAGAUUUAUCGUGCUCGGUGUCACCUUUGAAUCUUCCAUUUCCCAGGCUUAUUGGUGCAUUUAGAUCUCUCAAGCACCUUAACCUCAGCCAUUGUGCCUUUACUGGUCAUAUUUUUCCAGAGUUUUGGAAUCUCAAGAAGUUGGAGGUCCUGGAUCUGAGUUACAACAGGUUAUCUGGAAGGCUGCCUCCAAGCAUAGCUAAUCUGAAGUAUCUGAGACAACUUAUUCUUGAUGACAAUAAUUUUUCAGGCAGGUUACCUUCUACAAUUGGUCAACUGACAGAGCUUAAGGAACUGUCUCUCCGUGCAAAUUCAUUUUCUGGAAAUCUUCCUGAAGAACUUGGAAGCUUACAGCUGUUGCAGUCUCUUGACAUCAGCAGCAACAUCCUUUCUGGGAAUAUUCCUGCUAGUUUAGGUAACCUCAGAAAGCUUUUGUUCUUCACUGCUCGACAGAACAGAUUUACUGGACGUCUAUCUCCCGGAAUUGGCAAACUAAGGAUGCUUCAAAUUCUUGAUCUUGCAUGGAAUUCACUUACUGGGACUAUACCAGCUGCAAUUGGCAAUCUGAAAGACCUCAGGGUACUUGAUCUCCAGAGUUGCCGGUUUACAGGAAGUGUUUCGGAACAAGUUUCAAUGUUAAGUAACUUGACUUACUUGAAUUUAGCACAAAAUGACUUUGAUGGGGAACUGCCUUCAAAUAUUGGGAGGCUGCUAAAUCUAGUUUAUCUCAUUGCUCCAAACUCUGGAUUAACUGGAACAAUACCGUCACAGCUCGGAAAUUGCAAGAAGUUAAAGAUCAUAGAUCUCUCUUUCAAUUUAUUAGAUGGUCCAUUACCUGAGAGCCUGGCAGGAUUAGAGUCAAUCAACUCGCUUCUCCUUGACUCAAACCGCUUGUCAGGUCCUGUACCUGCAUGGAUUUCAAACUGGAAGCAAGUUCAGUCUCUCGUAUUAUCACAGAACCUCUUUAGUGGGACUUUACCACCACUUAACCUGCCUUCAUUGUCCCAUCUGGAUGUCAGUGCCAACUUGCUUUCUGGUGAAUUGUCUUCUGAUAUAUGCAAUGCCUCAUCAUUGGCCAGUCUAGUCCUAUCCCGCAACAACUUUUCUGGCAGUCUCAAUGGUAUCUUCAAGGAUUGUCUCAAUCUCACUGAUCUGAUAUUAUCUGAAAACAAUAUUUCGGGUGAACUACCAGGCUACCUUGGUGAGCUUCAGCUAAUUACCUUGGAACUGUCGAUGAACAAACUAUCUGGAAAAAUUCCUGAUCAACUUUGGGAGUCCAAAACACUUAUGGCAAUAUCACUGAACGAUAAUUUGCUUGAAGGGUCGUUAUCAGGUGCAGUGACCAAUAUCUUAACGCUUGAGAGGUUGCAACUGGACAAUAAUCUAUUUGGUGGAAGGAUUACUCCUGGCAUUGGAAAGCUUAAAAAUCUGACUAACCUAUCUCUACAUGGUAAUAAACUAACUGGAGAGAUACCAUCAGAGCUUUUUGAGUGCACCAAGCUUGUAUCUCUGGACCUGGGUGCAAACAGACUGACAGGUAAAAUCCCAAAAUCAAUAUCUAAAUUGAAAUUGCUCGACAACUUGGUUCUUUCAGAUAACAAACUUUAUGGUCCCAUACCUGAAGAGAUAUGCUCUGGUUUUCAAAAGGUUCCUUUACCAGACUCUGAGUACACCCAGCAUUAUGGCAUGCUUGAUCUGUCCUACAAUGAACUAGAGGGGCCUAUUCCCCAUACAAUCAAGCACUGCACUGUUGUGACAGAAAUCCUGCUGCAGAACAACAAGCUAAAUGGGAGCAUUCCUGAGGAGAUAGCAUCACUGGCUAACUUAACUUUGCUUGACCUGUCAUUCAAUUCCUUUUCAGGUUUGAUGGUUCCCAAGUUGUUCUCAAUGAUGAAUCUUCAGGGUGUCAUACUUUCACACAAUCAAUUACAAGGAUUGAUUCCUGAUAAUUUUUGGCCAUCACUGCCAAGUCUAGCUAAGCUUGACCUUUCAAGUAACUGCUUAAGAGGUCCACUGCCGCCUUCUCUAUUCUGCAUCAAAAGUUUGACCUAUUUAGAUGUCAGCAUGAAUUCUCUGUCAGGACGUCUCACGGUUGAUCUUAAAAGCACCAGCUCUCUUUUGGUUUUGAAUGUCAGCAAUAACCAAUUUUGUGGUACACUUGAUGAAUCAGUCUCCAAACUAGCAUCACUUUCUGUGUUAGACCUCCACAAUAACAUAUUCACCGGAAGCUUACCAGCAUCACUUUCAAAUCUUGCUGCCCUGACAUAUCUUGAUUUAUCACAAAACAAUUUCCAAGAUCCAUUUCCCUGUAAUAUCUGUACAAUACAAGGCCUAGUAUUUACCAACUUGGUUGGUCUUGCUGUUGGUGCCACAGUCGUCUUUCUGAUCCUACUCAUUGGUCUUCUGAAAUGGAAAACACAUGGGCAGGAUAUUAAGAUUCUUGACAAUGACAAGGGUAAGCUUGUGAUGACACCAGAGUCUACCUCCAGUGAGGGGCUCUUGAGAAAGAAAAUAAAGGAGCCCCUGAGCAUAAAUAUUGCGACUUUUGAGCAUUCGUUAUUAAGGAUAAAAGCUGCUGAUAUUGUAUCAGCAACUGAAAACUUUAGCAAGAGUUACAUUAUUGGUGACGGUGGAUUUGGUACAGUAUAUAGAGCAUCACUACCGGAAGGACGUAUAAUAGCUGUCAAGAGGCUUAAUGGAGGCCACCUGCAUGGGGAACGUGAAUUCUUGGCUGAAAUGGAAACUAUUGGGAAGGUCAAACAUGAAAAUUUGGUCCCGUUGCUUGGUUACUGCGUCUUUGCAGAUGAGAGAUUCUUGAUAUACGAAUACAUGGAGAAUGGGAGCUUAGACUUUUGGCUAAGGAACCAGGCAGAUGCAGUUGAGGCACUUGACUGGCCAACUCGAUUCAAGAUCUGUUUGGGGUCAGCUCGAGGACUUGCUUUUCUGCAUCAUGGAUUCGUUCCCCACAUUAUUCACAGGGACAUAAAGUCAAGCAAUAUAUUGUUGGAUAGAAACUUUGAACCACGAGUAUCAGAUUUCGGCCUGGCUCGGAUAAUAAGUGCAUGUGAGAGUCAUGUUUCAACUGUGCUUGCCGGUACAUUUGGUUACAUACCCCCUGAGUAUGGUCAGGCCAUGGUGGCUACAACCAAGGGAGAUGUCUACAGCUUCGGGGUCGUCAUGCUGGAGCUUGUAACAGGACGAGCACCGGUUGGACAAUCUGACAUUGAGGGAGGCAAUCUUGUUGGAUGGGUCAGGUGGAUGGUUGCAAAUGGAAGCGAGCAUGAAGCUCUGGACGCAUCGUUUUCUUCUUCAGCUGUGUGGAAGGUUCAGAUGUUGCAUGUUCUCUCCAUUGCAAUGUCAUGCACAAAUGACGAACCAUGGAUGAGACCUACUAUGCUUGAGGUAGUUAAACUGUUGAAGCAGUCUAAGAUUACAUGA